UUCCCCUUGCUUAUGGAAAAGUAUUCAUUUGAAGAGCAGGCUGAUUUGGUUUGGGAGUUCUUAUGUACCAUCCCUGUGAAUAUGAUGACAAAGUUUUUUCCUUGGCUUUCAUCAUGUAUUUCAUCAGAUGAACAUCAGCAUGUGCUCAACUAUUUGAAGAACAUAAUACCCAAGGAAAAGAUUCUGAAACAGGUAAUAUUCACUUGGAUAGAAGACAGAAGCAUGACCAACAAGGGUGAAAUGUGUGUUGAUGAUUUUCAUUCACAUAGUUCUCUGUCUGGCUGGUCUGAUGAUUAUACUGAGAGGCAUGUCUAUCCAUCUAUUCUUUCUAAGUCUGGGAAGAGAAAACAUAAUGAUUCAGAUGGUCAAGGUCCAGAUCAUCUUGAGUUGUAUCCAAUAGAUGAAAUAUUGAAUUGGCAUAAUGCUAUUAAGGAGGAAUUACAUGAUAUUGCAGAAGAUGCAAGAAAAAUCCAAAAUUCUGGCUAUUUCUCAGACUUGUCUGCCUUCAACAGAAGGCUUCAAUUUAUUGCUGAUGUAUGCAUCUUUCACAGUUAUGCGGAGGAUCAAGUGAUAUUUCCGGCAGUACUAGAUAGAAUGGAGCCCCUUCUUCAAGAGCAUGCCAAUGAAAAACUUCAGUUUAACAAGUUCAGGUGCUUAAUUGAAGAAGUUCAGAGUGCAGGGGCUACUUCUUCUUCUGUAGAAUUCUAUUCAGAGUUGUGCUCACAUGCUGAUCAAAUAAUGGAUACCAUACAGAAACAUUUUCAUAACGAGGAAGCUGAGGUUCUUCCUUUAGUCAGGAUGCAUUUUCCUCCUGAAAAACAGCGAAAUCUCUUGUUCAGAAGUUUGUGUGUUAUGCCCUUGAAAUUACUUGAACAUGUUUUGCCGUGGUUUGUCGCAAAGUUAAGUGAUAAUGAUGCAAGUACCUUUCUGCAGAAUAUGCACCUGGCAGCCUCGUCUUCUGAAACUGCACUGGUAACACUUUUCUCUGGUUGGGCAUGCAAAGGUAGGAAUGAGGAUAUUAAUAAUGCUGGAAAGUUUGUAUGCUUCUCUUCCAAGGCAAUAAGCUGCUUCUCGUUAGAUGAUACUGCUGACACACAGGAAGAUUGCGGAGACAAAUGUGCAUGUGCUUGUCUACUUGGAUGUAAGAAAGAGGUAACAUCCACUGAGAACAAUGCUAGACCUGUUAAACGUGGCAACUUUUCAGACAUGUGUGGGAAUUCCAAUGAUGGCAAUCCUUCAGAAAGUAAUGGCAUCGAAAGCGCGCUGUGUAAUAAAAAAUCCUGCUGUGUUCCAGGGUUAGGAGUCUCUAACAGUAACAUCGGAUUAAGCACACUUGAUGCAUCAAAGUCUUUACUGAUCUCGUCUUACAAUUCUCAUGCUCCUUCCAUUAAAUCCAGUCUGUUUAUUCCAGAUAUGGAAUUGAACUCAUGCAGCAAAGAGAACACAUUGAGGCCAAUUGACAACAUAUUUCAAUUUCAUAAAGCAAUUUGUAAAGAUGUGAAAUAUUUGGAUGACGAAUCUGGAAAUCUUAUACCAUAUGACGAAGCCGUUCUUCGACAGUUCAUUGGUAGAUUUCGCUUAUUAUGGGGUUUAUAUAGAGCACAUAGUAAUGCUGAAGAUGAUAUCGUCUUCCCUGCUUUAGAGUCAAGAGAAACUCUUCAUAAUGUAAGCCAUUCAUACACUCUGGAUCACAAACAGGAGGAGAAGCUAUUCAAGGAUAUUUCUGAAUUACUUUCAGAACUUUCACAACAUCAUGAUGCCUUGGGAACAAUCAAUUGUAAAGAUACUGCAAAUGGAAGUGAAUCUGGCUCUUCUCAUCAGGUAAUUGAUUGCACAAGAAAGCAUAAUGAACUUGUCACUAAACUUCAAGGAAUGUGCAAAUCUCUUCGAGUUACUCUAGAUAAUCAUGUCUUUAGAGAAGAACUUGAGUUAUGGCCAUUGUUUGACAAGCAUUUUUCAGUGGAAGAGCAAGAUAAGAUUGUUGGUCGAAUUAUUGGAACAACGGGAGCAGAGGUCCUCCAAUCAAUGUUACCUUGGGUAACUUCUGCUCUGAGUCAAGAGGAACAGAAUAAAAUGAUGAAUACAUGGAAGAAGGCAACCAAGAAUACAAUGUUUAAUGAGUGGCUAGAUGAGUGGUGGAAGGAUACUUCCUCUUCAGCAACAUCUGCAACAGAAUGUUCUAGUCUUUCAAAAGCUACUGAGUGCCAAGAAGGUCUUGAGCAAAAUGAUCAAAUGUUCAAGCCUGGUUGGAAGGAUAUAUUUAGGAUGAAUCAGAGUGAGCUUGAAUCAGAGAUAAGGAAGGUUUCGAGAGAUCCAACACUUGAUCCAAGAAGAAAGGCAUAUCUUAUGCAAAACUUGAUGACAAGUCGGUGGAUAGCUGCUCAGCAAAAAUUACCACAAGCCAGAACUGAGGAGGCUACAGAUGAGGAAAGUAUACCUGGGUGCUCUCCAUCCUUUCGUGAUCCAGAGAAGCAAAUACUUGGUUGUGAGCACUACAAGAGGAACUGCAAACUCGUUGCUGCAUGCUGUAACAGGUUAUUCACCUGCAGAUUUUGCCAUGACAAAGUUAGUGAUCAUUCCAUGGACAGAAAAGCAACGAGUGAAAUGAUGUGUAUGCAUUGUCUGAAGGUUCAACCUAUAGGCCCAACUUGCAAAACACCUUCCUGCAGUGGAUUCUCAAUGGCGAAGUACUUUUGCAGUAUUUGCAAAUUUUUUGAUGAUGAAAGGAGUGUGUACCAUUGUCCAUUUUGCAACUUGUGUCGUGUUGGAAAGGGACUUGGCACGGAUUUCUUUCAUUGUAUGACAUGCAAUUGCUGCUUAGGAAUGAAAUUGAAGGAACACAAGUGCCGGGAAAGAGGUUUAGAAACAAAUUGUCCUAUUUGUUGUGACUUUUUAUUCACAUCAAGUGCAGCUGUAAGAGCUCUACCUUGUGGACAUUUCAUGCAUUCAGCAUGCUUCCAGGCUUACACAUGCAGUCACUAUACCUGUCCAGUUUGCAGCAAAUCCUUGGGAGACAUGGCUGUAUACUUUGGCAUGCUGGACGCUUUGUUGGCCGCUGAAGAACUUCCUGAAGAAUACCGAGACCGAUGCCAGGAUAUAUUAUGUAAUGAUUGCGGCAAAAAGGGCACAUCCCCCUUCCACUGGCUUUAUCACAAAUGUGGUUUUUGUGGGUCUUACAAUACUCGGGUGAUCAAGACUGACAUGUCAGAUUGUCCUACCUCGCACUAGGGGAAGAAUCUUUGUUUCGUUCCCUUUUUCAUAUUUUCCCCCCAGGAGUGUAAAUAUACUCUUAGCAGUAAAUCACAUUUGUGCUGUAGCACUCAUCUCA
Zingiber officinale is the source of this 3328-nucleotide messenger RNA. RefSeq names its product zinc finger protein BRUTUS-like. Gene Ontology annotation, cellular component: nucleus. Lineage: Eukaryota; Viridiplantae; Streptophyta; Magnoliopsida; Zingiberales; Zingiberaceae. Gene Ontology annotation, biological process: protein ubiquitination; ubiquitin-dependent protein catabolic process. The transcript has 12 exons. The coding region runs from base 13 to 3228 and encodes 1071 amino acids. Gene Ontology annotation, molecular function: zinc ion binding; ubiquitin protein ligase activity. The record is from RefSeq and is a predicted model, not a curated record.